UUCACACCGACCCACGCCGUCCUGCCCCUGCUUGGCCCGGCCCCUGGGCGCCCCCCCCGUCCCCUCCCAGGGGGUUUAACUCUCCCCAGCUGGGCCCUGUCCCGCCCCCGCCGGGCUGCGCCCCUUCCCCACCGGGGCCGGUGUCGGCCAGGCAAGGGGCCGCUGCAGAAAGAACCGGGAAGGCUUUGACCGACGUUAACCGGGCUCCUCGCCCCGCUGCCGGCCGUCACUCUGCUCCCUUCCGGGAACGGAGCCGGUGCUCGGGGAUGGCGUGACCCUGGCUGGGCACCGAGGGGCUUCGGGAGCCCACCGGGAGCAUCCGCUGACCCCGGUAAGGUGAAUGCGGCCCCUCUGAGCACCCAGCUCCUUUCUGCCCUGGCCGAUUCCAGCUCGGGUUGUAAUUACAGGAGCUGUGCUCCUAAUUGGCACGUAGGAAGCGAUAGCAUCAUCCUCCUCCCCGCAGGGACGAGGUAAUUACUCCUGAGCCGUAAGUUCUGCUUCCUAAAAGAAAUCCCACAAUCACUGAGGUGCUGCCACCUUCCCUGCCCACUCAGAGCUCCCCACGGCUCCCCACCAGCAUCACCCUGGCCCCAGCUUUUGCUGCUUUGGUAUCUCGGUAACAAAAAAGAAGCGUUUGCAGUAAAGAAAUCUCCCUUCCCUCCAGCAAUUUGUGCAGCGGGAGCAGCGGCAGGAUUUAUUUUAAGGCUGAACGUGAUCACAAAGCAGCCCUGGGGGUCCCCGCUGCUGCCGCACGGCCGGUUUGCACCUGGCACGGGGCCUUCGUGGGGGAGUUAAGGCAGAAAGAAAACUGAGGGGGGGAAUCCCGGCUCCUCCAGCCCACUCCAGAGAUGGAGCCCCCCGCUGCCACCUUCAUCCGAGGGGUGGGGGACGAGGUGACGGUGGUGGCCGGUGUCGUGGUGCUGGUCCUGGCUCUGGUCCUGGCGUGGCUGUCUACCUACGUCGCUGACAGCAGCAACCAGCUUUUGGGAACGAUUGUCGCGGCCGGGGAUGCGGCCGUCAUCCGGCUCGGCCACGUGGAACAUUAUGUGGGGACGGUGGGGGUGGCCGAAGCCCCGGAGCCCCCCAGGGUCCCCGAAAACGUAGAGGAGAAAACAGAAGAGGAAGGGGGGGCAGCGGCGGCGGGGCCAGCGGUGGAGCAGGGGGACAGCGGCAGCCCCCCCGACCCCAGCCUGGAGCGACUGCUGGACAUCCGGAGCUUGCCCAAACGGACCUCAGCUGCUGAGCCCAGCGCCCUGGGCAGCCAGGGGGGGCCGCCCACCCCGGGGGAGAGUGACCUGUGCUCUGGCCUCAUCAAGAUCCGGCUCAAAUUCCUUAACGACACAGAGGAGGUGGCCGUGGUCCGGCCUGAGGACACCGUGGGGGGCCUCAAGAGCAAAUACUUCCCAGGCCAGGAGAGCCAGAUGAAGUUCAUUUAUCGUGGGCAGCUGCUGCAGGACCAGGGGCGGACGCUCCGCUCGCUCCACAUCACGGACAACUGCGUCAUCCACUGCCACCGCUCCCGGAGUGCCACCACCACCACCACCCUGCCCGACCCCAGUGCCGCUGCCCCCGAUGCCGGCAGCCUUCCCCUCGGCGGGGGGAACCUGAUGAUCCCCACCGUCAUGGUGGUGCUGGCGGUCGUCUGGUAUUUCCGUAUCAACUACCGUCAGCUCUUCACCGCCCCGGCCACUGUGUCCUUGAUCGGCCUCACCGUCCUGUUCAGCUUCCUGCUGUUCGGGAUGUACGGACAGUAGGGAACUCGACCAGGAGAUGCCAGGGCCGCCCCCCGCCCCCCCCCAAGCCUGUCCCUGUGCAGCACUCGGGCAGGCACUGCUUUCUUCACCGCAAUGUUAUGGUGACUGGAGCUGGCACGACAAGAGCUUGGCGCGUCCUUCCCAGUCUUGGUGCUGGACUUUGUCCCCCCCCAGAAGGGGCUGUGCUCCCCCCCAGACACUGUCCUCCUCCCUCCUGGCCUCAAGCACAGCUCCGGGGAGGAGCUGGCUCUGGGGCAGGAUCUUGGCCUGGGUGAACGGCGUGGUGGGUACAAGCCCAGGGCCCUGCACCGGAAUGGGCUGUGGCUUCCUCCCAGAGACUUC
This is a messenger RNA of Haliaeetus leucocephalus (bald eagle), 2096 nucleotides long. It is a transcript of the gene TMUB2, whose product is annotated as transmembrane and ubiquitin-like domain containing 2. The transcript is spliced from 2 exons. The record is from RefSeq and is a predicted model, not a curated record. Lineage: Eukaryota; Metazoa; Chordata; Aves; Accipitriformes; Accipitridae. Gene Ontology annotation, molecular function: protein binding. The coding region runs from base 849 to 1754 and encodes 301 amino acids.